UAUAGCCAUUUUCAUUAAUUUUAAAUCAAUAAUGUAAAUAGCAGUAAUAAACUAAACAAUGAAAAAUAUUAGAAAUUAUAUAUUAUAAUCACACCUGGCUGUUACAGUCUAAACAGAUGUCAUAACUCAUAAGAACAUUAACUGAAAUCUCACGGUGGAGAAGGAUUUGGAGAAAAGCCGUACAAUAAUCAGAUAAUGACGUGGCCGGUUUCGGAGGUUCACAAUUAACUUCAUUCAACUACCUUUGUUUCUCUCUCCAUCUCUUCUCCUUCUUCUUCCCCUUUCUCUCUCCUCCCGAUCUCCGCUUUCUCUCUCCUGUCACUCACACUUUCUUAUAUCUCAUCGUCGCCGGAACAGAGCCGGAAAUAGUUCCGACUAACAGUUCUCCUCGAUGGGAGAUCAACCAGAACCAAAGAUGAAAAUUGAGGAGGAAGUGCAGAAGGUAGUAGAGCAAGCAAAGGAAGUGCAAGAAGUAGCAUCAUCAUUGAUUUCCAAGUCAUUAAAGGAAGAGAAAGAUCUUCAACAACGUGCUCUUUCACUCGAUGCAUCCAUUACUAAACUUGGUCGCUCAAUCAGUUCUCUCACACGUGAUGGUCAAAUCGAUUCUAGGCUAGCAGAGAAGCUUGAGGAAGAAUUGAAUAGAGCAAAAUGUAUUUUUUCGGAUGGAGACGCUUCAUCAUUUCUUCCUGGCAAAGUAGAGAGUAAGUUUUUAAAGAUGUUUCUUGGUCCUAUUAAUGUGCGCGCUAUGAGAAAGGAUGUGCAGUUGAAAGUCAAGGAGGAGUACAAUAAACGGAAAGACAAAAUUGCUUUUUUGUUUCUUCUUUUUCCCUCAAUGCUACUGAUUCUUAGAUCUUGGAUUUGGGAUGGCUGCAUGCCCGCUUUUCCAGUUCAAUUGUAUCAGGCUUGGCUUUUAUUCCUUUAUACAGGUUUGGCUUUAAGAGAGAAUAUCUUGAGAGUGAACGGAAGUGAUAUUCGUCCAUGGUGGAUAUAUCAUCAUUACUGUGCAAUGGUAAUGGCUCUUGUGAGCCUUACUUGGGAAAUUGAAGGUCAACCUGAAUGUGCACAGAAGCAGAGAGGGGUACAACUUUUUCUACAAUGGGCCAUCAUGCAAGGAGUUGCAAUGCUAUUGCAAAAUAGAUAUCAACGACAGAGGCUGUACACCCGCAUUGCACUUGGAAAGGCCAAGAGAAUGGAUGUUGUGUGGGGAGAAACAGCUGCAGAGCGUGGCCAGCUUUGGCUACUGUGCCCUAUACUUUUCAUUUUGCAGGGCUUUGAGGCAUAUGUUGGAUUGUUGUUGCUUCAAACAGCAUUAGCUGGAGUAUCAUCAGAAUGGCAGUUCUGAUGGCUGUUGGAAAUUUCGCAAACACAGUGCAAACAUUACUGGUUAAAUCGCGGUUUAAGGCGAAAAUGAAGAGGACUAGAAGUAAGCAGCAAUUAGAUUAGGAAUACUCUUGAUACUACAUUUCUUCUUUUUUUUCUUUAUAUAUAUUUAUGUUCCUGCUUGUUAUUUUUUGAAGUGUAGUGUGCUGAAGGUUGUCAUUUAGUUAUCAAUUUUUUUCAAAUUUCUUUUAAUUCCAAAAGGAGGGUGAAAAAUCAUGUGUAUAAUUGUUAAAUUACCACAGGUUUUGACAGUCGGUACUUUUGAGAUAGAUGGAUAAUAAGGAUUUCCGAACUCUGUUUAUAAGGGAGCCAUUUGAUAUCGAGGUAAUGACAUUUGUACAUAUAAUAAAGAUGGAAGCCUCCCAGCCUUCAAUUUUAUGUAUUCAAAUUUACUUCUGCCUUGUUCAACUAAUCAAAAUUUUGCAUCAAAAUCGAUCCAAAAGUUGGACAACACAUAAUUACGCAAGCGAAGCCAAAACAAGAGAAUGAAGUAUUCAUAAUUCACCAUUUUAUGGACGUUGUUGAAUAAACUAAGUCCUACAAGAAGAUAGAAUACCAAUCUCCCUGUAAAUUGGUGAACUACUGGUAGCGGAAACGUUAAGUUGGUGACUACUUGGUUCAACAAGGUAUCGAUGUAACUUUUCAAACAAAUAAGCGCAGAGGAGGGUAAGUGAACCUCCAAGAAGAAGGUGGUGAGCAUAAUACGACUUGGGUCUGCUUUUAAAAGCAAACAUAACUAUUUAAACGAGACUGAUUCAAGGGAGCUUUUGGAAGAGAUUCAAGUAGUGUAUGGAUCAAAAUCUGACAAGCAAGCUUCGCUUGAGGUAGGUGUAGUACCAACUCUUCGAUUAACAUGUUAUUUGUUGUAUGCUGAUGAGUGAGUUAUUAAAUUAAGAGCAAACUUUGCGAGUACUAUUUUCAUCUCUUUUCAAGAACUAUACGACAAUAGUGUAAACCUUGCUAAUUGAAAGAAAGAAGAUCCAUCUUGAUCAAGCCUUGAUAAAAGGAGAAUGAUGAAUAUUUAGGGUAAGAACGAAAGGGGAAUAGAAUAAAUCGGAGUAUGGGAUAAUGAAAGAGAGUUUUCAUAGAGGUGGAACUCAAGAGAGGAAGAAUGGUGGCAAACUGGCAAGUAUAGGAGGUUAAAGUCUGUAGGGAGACUCAAUUGUAGACUAAAGAGUGCUACUAUUACAAAAAGAACAACACAUUUAAUGGAUUAUUAUUGUAUGAAGCAGUUUUUUUUU
Amaranthus tricolor (Joseph's coat) is the source of this 2621-nucleotide messenger RNA. RefSeq lists its product as uncharacterized. Gene Ontology annotation, cellular component: membrane. The transcript has 11 exons. The coding region runs from base 392 to 1342 and encodes 316 amino acids. The record is from RefSeq and is a predicted model, not a curated record. Lineage: Eukaryota; Viridiplantae; Streptophyta; Magnoliopsida; Caryophyllales; Amaranthaceae.